AUGAUCGCACCACAGACGAUUGGCCCGGACCACGGUGCAACUAAGCAAAGAUUGGGGGUUACUAGUAUCAAGACUUCUAUAGGGGAGCUAUAUGUGCAGCAGCAUAUAGACAGCGCGCUAGUGACCAUCUCGGAGACGGGUAAAAUCAGUCAUGUGAUUCGUGUUGUUUCUGUUGGAUCUCAGCCGGAAACCACCAUUCUAUUUGGAAGCAGGUGCGAGACAGAUCUUAGGCUCUUGGCCCGGGAGCUUUGGCGGAAGCUUGGCUGCGAGGUUAUUCUUUGCAUAGGUGUCCAGAAACGAGCGUAUCCAGAGUUAAAGAAGAUCCUUAAUCUAUAG
This is a messenger RNA of Giardia duodenalis, 336 nucleotides long. RefSeq lists its product as uncharacterized. The transcript has a single exon. The record is from RefSeq and is a predicted model, not a curated record. Lineage: Eukaryota; Fornicata; Diplomonadida; Hexamitidae. The coding region runs from base 1 to 336 and encodes 111 amino acids. Gene Ontology annotation, biological process: proteasome assembly.